AUGUCUCCAACUAAGUCAUCCCGUUUGUUCAGCCGCGUGAAGAAGCGGGUUUCAUCACUUCUUCGCACAGUGUUGCCAUCGCGAGCAUCGAGGCCGCACCAACGAUUCACUGUGGUUGUUAGCGAGGAGGAUUUUUCCUGCGGCACUAGCUCUUACACAACCGUCGAAGAUUCUGAGCCACCCGAACAGGAGGCUAUUGUGUCGGAGUUGCCGACCCCUCCACAGAUUCAACGUUUCCGAGUGCGACGUCCUCGUGCCGACGUGGAAUACUCCGCCAGCCCAUACCGAUCACCAAGCGCUAGUGCGGGUUCCCGACCUGGCCGACGUCGUAACGCGCAAUGCUUUGCCGAUGCUCCAUCUAAUCUUUCGACCAUUUCGCCUGCUGUGUCUGAGGAUAAAGCCGACCUUUCUUCUUUGAGUGAUCCUGCGGAGAUCAACACUUCAUCCAUCCCAAGUCUACACUUAAGCUCAGGCAACACCGAGCAGAACACAUUGAACAAUGAGAUUGGCCGAACUCCAGGCUCGGCUCAAGCCUUCGCAUUUGCUGUCAAUGAAGACCACACUAGCGACAACAGACCCUGGGACGACUUCUCAUCCGACGAGUUCAACGAUGCGGACGCCCCAGUCUACCAAGGAAACGGUGUUUACCAACUUAUUGAUGGGAGCCACCACGGUAUCAAUGAGCUGCCGGCACGACCGGGAGAGGCAUAUUCACCACCUUACCGACCCAAUUCCCCCAUGUUGGCCGAGGUCGUGCCGUCACCGCUCCCGGCACUACUGCGUCCCAAGAUUUCCCCAGAGGACGCUGUUGACAAUGCCACAUUGGCCAUGGUAGGGGCGUCCAGCGAAACCCAACAAGCAAUCACUGACCUUGUCGACCAAGCUCGCGUUUACUUCCACAAUGCUGAGGUGCAUCGCCGACAAGCCAUACGCGCUGAAGAGCGAGAGGCCAUGGCGGUGACGUUGGUUGCCGAGCGAGACGCUGAGAUUCAAUGGCUCCAAGAUCGUCUUCGGAAUCCUCAGGAUUGGACUCCCCCACGCCCCGACCGACGGCUCUCACUCUGA
Molecule: messenger RNA, 1065 nt
Organism: Cladophialophora carrionii CBS 160.54
Lineage: Eukaryota; Fungi; Ascomycota; Eurotiomycetes; Chaetothyriales; Herpotrichiellaceae
Exons: 1
Coding region: 1-1065 (354 amino acids)
Source: RefSeq, a predicted model, not a curated record